AUUUGUCUUGUUUUAUAUAGUAAUAUCGGUGUCCACUUACAUUUUAUCUCCAACUCUUCUAAGUCUGUGACCAAAUUUCUCAAAAUCUUGCACUACCCAUCAGGAAAAUGGCCACCAUUACUGCCUCCAAGUUGCCAACAGUUUUGGCCCCUGCAAGCUUCAAGAAAACAACCAGGAUUCACUCCAUUCCUAUUCUUGGGUUGCCGGUAAUGGCAAGAGAGUGCAAGGUGAGGUGCAGCCUAGAGGAGAAGAAAGAGACAAGAUCCACGGGUAAGAACACAAGCAUGGUUUUAUCGUUGAUGGCAACAGCAGCAAGCACAGCAGGGCCAGCCAUGGCGUUGGUGGAUGAGAGAAUGAGCACAGAAGGGACUGGACUUCCCUUUGGUUUGAGCAACAACCUUCUUGGAUGGAUACUUCUUGGUGUGUUUGGUUUGAUUUGGUCUUUCUAUACUGUCUAUACUUCAAGUCUUGAAGAAGAUGAUGAUUCUGCUUUGUCCCUCUAAGAAACCAAGGGCUUCUCUCCACUGUAACAAAUGAAUAAAAUAGCUUGCAAAUGGAAAGUGGGAAAUGGGUGUCCCUUGUAUCAUUGCUUGAACAUUUUCCUUAAUUGCAAAAUAAUAAUUGUUAUCAUUAUUUCCCUAA
Manihot esculenta (cassava) is the source of this 642-nucleotide messenger RNA. Its product is annotated as photosystem II reaction center W protein, chloroplastic. Gene Ontology annotation, cellular component: chloroplast; photosystem II. Gene Ontology annotation, biological process: photosynthesis. The record is from RefSeq and is a predicted model, not a curated record. The coding region runs from base 108 to 503 and encodes 131 amino acids. The transcript is spliced from 2 exons. Lineage: Eukaryota; Viridiplantae; Streptophyta; Magnoliopsida; Malpighiales; Euphorbiaceae.